AUGCCAGCAGUCGAGCAACCAACCGCCAACGGCGUCAAUGGCCAUGCUGAGAGCAGCAAUGGCAACGGCCAAGGUCAUACUGCAAGGACGCCCAGCAUGACUGGCCUGUCCUUGACUGAGUACAGCGCCAACCCCACCCCACCGGGCACAUCAUCGCCGCCAUCAGAAGACAGGGACGCUCGCAUCAGGAAGAUCGUGCCGCCCGAGUUCAUCCUUCCCAAUGGCCACCCAGACUACCUGCGGCUCAUCCUGACUUCUAAGGUCUACGAGGCUUGCCGGGAAACAUCGCUCACCCCAGCUGUGAACCUGAGUAACCGUCUCGAGUGCAAUGUCCUGCUCAAGCGCGAGGAUGAGCACCCUGUCUUCAGCUUCAAGCUGCGCGGGGCCUACAACAAGAUGGCUCACCUCGAACCAGGCCAGAGCUGGAGGGGUGUCGUCUGUUGCAGCGCGGGCAACCACGCCCAGGGCGUCGCCUACUCAGCCCGCAAGCUCAAGAUCCCCGCCACUAUCAUCAUGCCCGAGGGUACACCGAGCAUCAAACACCUAAACGUCUCCCGGAUGGGUGGCCAUGUCGUUCUCCACGGCUCCGAUUUCGACGCCGCUAAGGAGGAGUGUGCUAGGAGGGAGCACCAGGAUGGUCUUAUCAACAUCCCUCCUUUCGACGAUCCCUAUGUUAUCGCUGGCCAGGGCACCAUCGGCAUGGAGCUGCUCCGCCAGACAAACCUUCAGAAGCUUGAGGCUAUCUUUUGCUGCGUUGGCGGAGGCGGUCUCCUGGCUGGCGUCGGUGUCUACGUGAAGCGUAUUGCCCCUCACGUCAAGGUCAUUGGUGUUGAGACGUACGAUGCAGAUGCCUUAACAAAGUCUCUUGCCAAGGGAGAGCGCCUCGUCCUCGACCAAGUCGGUCUCUUCGCGGACGGCGCCGCUGUCAAGCAGGUUGGAGAGGAGACUUUCCGCAUUUGCCAGGAGGUUGUUGAUGAGGUCAUAUUGGUCUCUACCGACGAGACCUGUGCCGCCAUAAAGGACGUUUUCGAGGACACGAGAUCCAUUGUCGAGCCUGCUGGCGCUCUGGCUGUGGCCGGCUUGAAGAAAUGGGUCGCCUCCCAUCCAUCUAGUGACCCGGCUCGGUCCCUCGUCGCUGUCACCAGUGGCGCCAAUAUGAACUUCGAUCGCCUCCGCUUCGUCGCUGAGCGAGCUGAUGUCGGUGCGGGCAAGGAAGUACUUCUGGCUUGCCACAUUCCUGAGAAGCCUAGGUCUUUCGCCAAGCUCAUCAGUGCCAUCCUGCCCCAUGCCGUCACCGAGUUCAGUUAUCGGUACGCCGCAUCUUCGGGUGCCAACGUGCUCCUCGGCCUGAGCCUGACGGCGCCGGCAUCUCAGCGAACACAGGAACUGCAGGGCCUGUUGCACCGUAUCGACUCGAUCAGCAGCGAAGAGAAUGGCCACUUCUCCGUCACGGAUCUCUCUGGCGACGAGCUUGCCAAAAGCCAUAUUCGAUACUUGGUCGGUGGGAUCUCUAAUGUUCCUGAUGAGCGUCUGUACAUGUUCAACUUCCCCGAAAGGCCGGGAGCCCUCGACAAAUUCCUCAACACGCUACGACCUAAAUAUAACAUCAGCCUGUUCCAGUACCGCAACUCCGGGGGCGACAUCGCCAAGAUCCUGGCUGGUAUUCUUUGCCCUGGUCAGGAGGUAGGAGAGCUGGAGAAGUUUCUCAAGGAAAUAGGCUAUCCGUGGGUUGACUGCACCGACUCGCAAGUCUUCAAGACCUUUCUGCGGGGCUGA
This is a messenger RNA of Diaporthe amygdali, 1776 nucleotides long. RefSeq names its product threonine dehydratase. Lineage: Eukaryota; Fungi; Ascomycota; Sordariomycetes; Diaporthales; Diaporthaceae. The transcript has a single exon. Bases 1 to 1776 code for a protein of 591 amino acids. The record is from RefSeq and is a predicted model, not a curated record. Gene Ontology annotation, biological process: L-threonine catabolic process. Gene Ontology annotation, molecular function: pyridoxal phosphate binding; threonine deaminase activity.